Messenger RNA from Letharia lupina, 1875 nucleotides. RefSeq lists its product as uncharacterized. Gene Ontology annotation, molecular function: aspartate-tRNA ligase activity; ATP binding. NCBI's taxonomy places the organism in Eukaryota, Fungi, Ascomycota, Lecanoromycetes, Lecanorales, Parmeliaceae. The transcript has 3 exons. Gene Ontology annotation, cellular component: mitochondrion; cytoplasm. Gene Ontology annotation, biological process: aspartyl-tRNA aminoacylation. Bases 1 to 1875 code for a protein of 624 amino acids. The record is from RefSeq and is a predicted model, not a curated record.
AUGUCGCUCGCUGCACGAGUCUUCCUGUCUUCUUCACGAGAAUGCAGUGAAUACGUAACUGGGUCUCCUGGAAGAGAAGUCGUGUUGCAUGGUUACCUUGGUCCACGUUCCGACUUGUCCAAAAAGCUAUCCUUUGUGACUCUUUUCGAUACAGCGUAUAAAAAACGAGUCCAGAUCGUUGCAACCCCGUAUUUUCCGAGAGAAGGAGAUCAAGACGUUCAUGAGAAGCUGAAGUCCAUAAAGGCAAAUACGCCAGUGGCUCUCAGGGGCUUCUUUGGGCCCAAACCGGGAAACCGCCAAUCCCCAUCAAGCAAAUCAACAUGGACACUUGAUGAUUUUGAACUCAAAUUGUGCGAUAUAACAAGUCUCAAUGACUUACCAUCCGAUUUUAUUGUGACGCCUGAUUCCGAGUUCUCCCCCGAGCAGCGCCACCUCCAGAUCAGGACGAAUCAGCACAUUUCUGGCGCUCUCGGUCUUCGUGGCGAUAUUGCAUACCUCUGUAGAGAAAUAUUCCAUUCGAAGCUUGGGUUUCUUGAGGUGGAAACACCACUUCUAUUCAAAUCCACUUCUGAGGGUGCACGAGAAUUCAUCGUACCUACAAGGAGGAAAGGAUUGGCAUAUGCAUUACCCCAGAGUCCUCAGCAAUUCAAGCAGAUCCUCAUGGCGAGUGGGAUUCGAGAGUAUUUCCAAUUUGCUCGAUGCUUUCGUGACGAGGACUUACGGGCUGAUCGGCAGCCUGAAUUUACUCAGUUGGAUAUAGAGAAAUCCUUCGCGGAAGCGGAUGAUGUGAUAGCAGUCGUCGAAGAACUCAUACGCACGGUUUGGAAACGCUUCCUAGAUGUUGAGCUUCCGAAACCCUUCCCUCGCAUGACCUAUACACAAGCGAUGUCGAGGUACGGUUCAGACAAGCCCGACUUGCGCAUUCCGAUACAGCCAUUUUCCAGAAUCGACCAUCUCUUACCAGCCGAUCUGGUUGGCAAGAUAACGUCCUUGAUGAAACCUAUAGUCGAGGUAAUGAUAAUUCCAGGUGAAGGCCCGACAGAGACUAUCCGUGGUUUCAUUCGUGGCUUCCUCGACUCCCCAGAUAACAAACAAUUCCUUGACAAUCCUGCAGGGGGUCCUGGCAUCUUCAUCUACGACUCCGGCAAGCCCCUUCAGGGCCUGUCUGCCUUUGGCUUCGAAGCUGUCGAAGAACUAGAGAGGAUGUUUGGCCUGCAGGAUGGCUGUAUAGUCAUUCUACAAGCUCGCGAGAAUGCUCCACUGAGUGGUGGAUCUACAGCGCUAGGCGAUAUGCGCAACGCAAUCUACAAAGCUCUCACCACCCUUUCACCACCCGGCUGGAAGGACUUCAGUCCAGUCUGGAUCACCGACUUCCCACUUUUCUCACCUUCCAACUCCUCUGAACCUGGCCAAGGUGGUAACGCUGGUCUGGCAUCUACCCAUCACCCCUUUACCUCACCGAAAACGGCCAGGGACGUGGAUCUGCUGCUAACAGACCCUUCCCAAGUUAUUGGAGACCAUUACGACCUGGUAAUCAACGGAGAAGAGAUUGGUGGAGGCAGCCGACGUAUCCAUCAUGCCGAAAUGCAGGAGUUCGUCAUGCGUGAUAUCCUCAAGAUGGACAACGAGCGUGUUGCGGAAUUCUCCCAUCUGCUGGAAGCUCUCAGGUCGGGCUGUCCGCCUCAUGCUGGGAUUGCACUAGGGUUUGACAGGCUGGUCGCUAUGAUCCAUGCCAGUAGGACGGAGAAGAAGACUACUCUCAGGGAUGUGAUCGCUUUUCCCAAAAGCGGCAAGGGGGAUGAUCUCAUGGUGAAGAGUCCAGGUCCAAUGACUGAAGAUGAUCUUCAAACUUAUCAUCUGAAGCUGCGAGAGUAG